Messenger RNA from Haemonchus placei, 813 nucleotides. The record is from the annotation of a GenBank genome assembly. NCBI's taxonomy places the organism in Eukaryota, Metazoa, Nematoda, Chromadorea, Rhabditida, Trichostrongylidae.
AUGUCGCAUAUUUUAUGGAACGUGUGCUGUGAACUGGUGAGAGGUUGUCUCGAUGCUUUUAGAGGAUUAGCGUUUGUGUGGCAGCUGGAUAAGGACGAAGAGUAUGUUGUUGUUAACAGUGCGCCUCGCACGGCCCCUAGGACAGUUAUGCAGCAGAGACGAGAGCUCCGGGGCACUGUGCCACGUCCUGCUGAGCGGAUUUAUCGACGUAGGGAGCGUGUUUGGAAGCGAGUGUUCCAAUGUGUUGUUACCAAUGCAGGAAUAUGGUUACUAGUUUGGACGAUCCUGAGGUUGUGCUCAUCCGUUAGUGACGUAUCGGCUGGUCCCAUCACUAUUCUAUCACACCUGAUCGUUCUCCCAAUCUUUUUGUUUACUCGCAUUGUACUUGCUUUAUGGUUUUCUGAUAUUGCUGGAGCAUGCUUGCGCACACUAAACUUGGAUCCUCCUCCAAGUGUUGAAUUCAGCACGGCUUUAUCGGAUCUUCUUGUAUCACUGCUGCUUGGAUGUGUUUUUCUUGCACAGGGCCUGCUCGUGUCAUACCUUCCGCUACCAAGUUUUUUGUGCUCUAUUAUAUCUUUCAUUCACUUAUCUCUUCUGAAUUCGAUGUACAGCUUUGAGUAUUUCUGGUCAUCUCGCAGUGUACUACUUCAUAAGCGUAUUGAGCGCUUGGAAUCGUAUCUGCCUUAUUUUAUUGGUUUUGGUGCUCCUCUCACCUUUGUUUCUACAUUGAGUAACAAUUUCUUGCUCAAUGGAAGCGUAUUCGGAACAUUCUUUCCUUUACUAAUUAUCAGUUCUUAUAAGGUAAGUUCAUGA